AUGAAAACAAUAUUUGUUUGCCUCCUACUCGUUAUUGCCAACUCAGUGACUCUUCAUUGCCGUGGUGGCGAUGACGAACAGAGAGUAGCUUUUAAGGAGAAAAAUGUAAAUACAGAAAAGGGGGUAGAGGAAAGGCUUAUUAAAAGUGAUGUGUACGGUAUUGGGAAUGGCUCCAUUGAGGGGUCGGCCAAUGGCCGUACUUUCAGAAUAUUAAAUGCGGGAGCAAACGGAAGUAGCCAUGGGAACGGCGAUGGAAGUAACCCGUACGACAGUGAUAACUCGGAUGACUCAGAUGAUGAAGAUGAAGAAGAAGACAGUGACGAGAACAAUUUUGAAGUGCCCAUAAACUGCACAGAUGGAGAAUGUCUGAACUCCAUGGAUGAUAUUAACAAAAUAAUUGAUGAUAAAAAAAAAAAAUUAAAAAACAGGAGGAGGACAGGAAAAGCUGUGCAGAUAAUAAAACCAAAUGUAAAUCAUACCGAACUGAUAAUUAUUGAAGAAAAUUUAGAAAUCCUGAAAAGUAUUGAAAAGCCAAUCGCCAUUGUUUCCGUUUUGGGAGACAUGCACACAGGAAAGUCCUUUCUGCUAAAUUUGCUGAACGAACACGUGGUGAAAGACGUGAGUAAAAGUGAAAAAACUAUUGAAAAAGGAUUUAAAGUAGGAAAUGACAUCACGGCUAGUACAUACGGUAUAUGGAUUUGGUCCGAGCCAAUUAAAAUCACCGUAGAAAAAUUAAAAAAAAUGUAUGACUAUAUUGAUAAUAAUUUCACCAACUUUGUAAAAAAUUAUGAAUAUGAAAAGGAUGAAUAUAAUGAAGAAAUUAUAGAUUUGCUAAAUUUGUACAAGACAGAUGAUUGGAUAGCUAAAAUUGAUGAAUUAAAUUUGGCCGAGUCAGAAGAAGUGAAUUUAAUCUUAAUGGAUACACAGGGGUUGAACAGCCCAAAUGUGAAUAAGCGCUAUGAUGAAAUAUUGUACGCCCUUACAAAUUUAAUAUCAACCGAUAUUAUCUUUCUUACCAUGAAGAUGAUUAACAAUAAGGAUUUGGAAUUUAUUGAAAAUAUUACGAAGGAUGCUAAUUUGUUUAUGCUCAGAGCGUACACCCGAUCGAAUGGGUCCACAUUUUCUAUAAAGAAAAAUAAUUUUGAUAAAAUUUUAGACCAUAUGGAUCAUAUAGAAAAUAAUUCUUUAAUAUUGGAAAGCAUUGCUUCGAAGAAUUUGAUGUGGGUGGUCCACGAUUUCAGUCAACGGCUCGAUGUGCGAAAGGGGAAGUUGUGGUUAGACAUUCUGUUAAACUCUGACCGAAGAGACCUAGACAUCAAAUAUUGGAAAAAAAUCAUCUCCAAUAAAAGCAAGGAGAAGUACGAUGCAUAUACGACAAAGCAGAAAAAAAUCGCUUACCUAAGUUACUCCGAUAGUGCUGGUGCUACAAAUUAUGGUGGUGACCAAAGUGGAAGCGCUGUGGUGGAAACGUCCUCCAAUUACAAAUUAAACGUUCUAUACAAAAACAUAGAUUGUGUAUUGCUACGAAAUAUGUACAAUAAUAAGGAGUUCGAUUUUACGAAUGCAAAUUUGGCCGACCUGAAUGAUGAGUACAAGAAUGAUGUGAUUUUAUUAAGAUAUAAAAUUUACCUGAGAGCCCUGCUCUUUCCAAAGAAAACGUAUUCUAAUGUGCAGAUGAAUUACUUAAUGGCAAAAAUUAGGAAGGAACAGCAGAUGCGCAAUCAGAAGGAGGACAAGGGUGGUGCAGCAGCGGCUGCAAAAAAAAACACUGAUGAGGGAGAGAGUAGUAGCAGCAGUUAUGGCACCGAGAUGAGCAAUAGAUACAUGUCGGGCCAGGAUGUGUACGACUUUAUCACAUUUUUAGUCCGAUCAGCUAACCAAAACCUCUUCACAAAUGUGAAUCAAUUUUUUAAACAAUUCAAAAUUAAUAGGGCAGAAAUUAGCAGAAAUGAUUUGGUAUUUCUAUACAAAAAAUAUCUCCUACAAUUUAUGGAAAAUGAGGAUGUCGAAUUUAUUAGCUACAUGAAUGACGAGGGGGAUGAUUUGGAAAAUAAUAUGGGAAAUAAAUUCAGUUCACAUGAAAGGAAGAGCGCUUUUGAAGAGGAAGAACUUUUCAGCGAUGACUUCCCGGAGGAAGAAAAAAAAAGUACAGAGGAGCGAACCGAUAUGUAUAAACUUCCCCCACUACUGAACGAAAUUAAGAAGUACGAAGAACUGAUAAGGGAACAAAUUUUAAACAUCUGGUAUAAGUACACAGAAAGUGAUUUCCAUGAUGAUGAGGAGAAGGAGCUAAUUAAAGAUAUUGAAACAAAUUUGUAUGAAAGGUUAGACCAAAUAAAAAACGAAAUGAUCGAAUUGGGAGAAGCAAAUAUUAAAAAGUUUUGUAAAAUUGCAUGUGAAGAUGCGUUGCAAAUUGUCGUGGAGGAUAUAAAAAUGAAGAGUGACCAGUAUCCCAUCAAGCAGAAAGAUCUUAUGAAUUUCUUCGAAUCAGUUAGCUAUAAUUUGUUGAAGUAUUUAGAAAAAAAACUCUCCAAAAGUUCAGAAAAAUUAGAUUUAAUAUAUUAUAAGGAUGAAAUUUGCAGCCCCUUGAUAAACAGCACCUUCCAAGAAUUUUAUUAUUUAAAAAAAAAAAACAUUACAUUGAAUGAAAACCGUCUCAAGUCUCAUUUUUCCAAUGCAGUAGCAAAGGGGAAGGAAGUGUUCGAAAUGUUAGCAGAAAGUACUGAAAACAUAACUGAAUAUUUUAAGAGCAAGAAUUUAUUUUAUGCCAUUUUGGACAAGUGGAAUGCCGAAGCGGUUAAUGUGUAUAUGACCUCGUUGAGCGAUUUUUCAAAGGAGGAAAAAGAAAUCAGUGAUGAGUAUCUGAUCAUUCUCGAUAACGAUAUAAAACUUCUGAAACAAAAGGCCAUGGAGAAGUGGCACAAUCAUUGUAAAGACAAAACGAACGCUCUGCUCAACAUGCAUAAAGGUAAUUUGAAGAAAAAUUUCCUCGAAAAUUUCAAUUUCCCACUGGACGAACUAGUACUGCAAGAUAUAUUUCUAAGCCUCAAAGGGCAGGAAGAAAUGAAGUACAUGGAUAUCUACUGCUCCAAUGAAGAGUCCUGGCAAGGGGAGUACAAACAAUUUCUCCUACUCACAGAUGAGGUAUACAAAUUUAUAAAGGAUGAAAAUUUGAAAGCUAUUCAGAUAACCUGUCAGCAGCCCUUGGACGAUUUAAAAAAUGGAAUAGCACACGAAAUUCAUAAGUACUACAUGUGGAGGUCGCUAAAAAAUGAACUCUACAAUAGAGCACUGGAUGUACUCUCCAGUAACAUUGAAAAUAUUUAUCUGAAAAAUCAAAGGGAAAAUAAAAUACAAGCAUCUAUAGAGGAAAAACUGAGCACGAAAAAUACACACUAUAGAAGAAUUUCCAAAGAUUUAAUGAGUAAAGUUAUAAACAGGUGGUUAAAUAAUGACAUAUACAAUAUAUAUUACCCUAUUAUAAGGAAGCAGUUGAUACAUAGAAUUAUUUGCUACUUGGGUAUGGUGAUUUUAUUGUUUAUCACAUGUCUCGUGUUGUACUUUAAAAAAUUCCACAUUAGUUUUUUCUUUUUAAUAAUAAUUUCGCUCUUUAUGAUAUUUGGAUAUGCUCAGAUAUCUUUAUACAUGAAGAAAUUCUUCCGACAUGUGGUUUUCUAUUUUUACGAAGGAAUUGCAAAUGUCUUUGGAACAGAGGGGGCCAUAAUUUUCACCAUUUUGUUCAUCAGUGUAACUGCUAUUUACCUGUACAACUAUCACAUUGUCCGGAUUAAGAAUAAGGUGGCAAAAGGUACAAAGAAAAUUUUCCAGUCCCAAAAUCUUAUGAACCUGUCAGGCAUGAAUGGAAUGAAAGAUAUGAAUGGCAGUCUCAAGUCGAGAAUAUUCAAACCGAAUAUAAUGAAGUAUUCCGAUUAUGACAAUAGGGAUGGAAAGUUCCUCACGUCUAACCUCACGCAGGAUUACAAGAUGCACAAUGAUCCCUCGCAGUUCAUGGACCUCAAGAGUAGGGGAAAUCGAAUCAACAAGAUGGACGACUACCCACCGUAUAGCAACCCGAGCAAGUUUCAGCGCCGCUCCUACUUGGAUUAG
This is a messenger RNA of Plasmodium fragile, 4107 nucleotides long. RefSeq lists its product as uncharacterized. The record is from RefSeq and is a predicted model, not a curated record. NCBI's taxonomy places the organism in Eukaryota, Apicomplexa, Aconoidasida, Haemosporida, Plasmodiidae. The transcript has a single exon. Bases 1 to 4107 code for a protein of 1368 amino acids. Gene Ontology annotation, molecular function: GTPase activity; GTP binding.